AUGUCCAACUCUUCAAGUGACAGUCGCUAUGAGGAAAAGCCAUAUGGUGGCGAAAACGAUAUCGCUGACAAGGAAUCAAGAGAUGAGUUUGAACAGGAACAAGACUUAAUUAGGGUUGUUUCACAAGAUGGUAUCAAUAAGGUCUUGACUAGAUUUGAAAGUCUAGCAAGAACAAUCUCUAAGAAAAACUUUAAAGAGUUCCCAAUGGCUAUUGAUCCAAAUGAUUUUGAUUUGCAAACCAUCUUGGGUGCUUUUGUUAAUGAUACCACUGAAAGAGGAUUGAAGUUGAGAACCGCUGGUAUUACGUUUAAUAAUGUUUCUACUAUUGGUAAAGAUAACAGUGUUGCUUUUGCACCAACUUUAGCGGAUCUUGCUUCUGCUCCAUUGGAUUUGUUCAAGAAAUCACAAAAUAGAAAAUUGAUCAAAAACAUUAAUGGUUUCGUGAACUCUGGUGAAAUGUUGUUAGUUUUGGGUAGACCAGGUGCUGGUUGUUCAACUUUCUUGAGAACUAUUAGUGGUGAAACUCAUCAUUAUGUUGGAACUGAAGGGGAAAUUUUUUACAAUGGUAUUCCACAAGAUGAAAUGGUUAAAAACUUCAAGUCAGAUUUGAUCUACAAUCCAGAACAUGAUGAACAUUUUCCUCAUUUAACUGUUGAACAAACCUUGAAAUUUGCUGUUGCCUGCAGAACACCAAACACCAGACCAAACGCUUCAACUCGUGAACAAUACAUUUCCAUUAUGGUUGAUUUAUUAGCCACUGUUUUUGGUUUAAGACAUACAUAUCAAACCAAAGUUGGUAAUGAUGUCUUCAGAGGUGUUUCUGGUGGUGAAAGAAAGAGAGUUUCCAUUGCUGAAGCUUUAUCAGCUAGGGCUGCAGUUUAUUGUUGGGAUAAUGCCACUAGAGGUCUUGAUGCUUCAACUGCUUUAGAAUAUGCUCAAGCUAUUAGAACAACCACCAAUUUGAUGAAGUCAGCUUCGUUUGUCACUAUCUACCAAGCUUCUGAAAACAUUUACAACUUGUUUGAUAAAGUUACAGUGUUGUAUGAAGGUCGUCAGAUCUAUUUUGGUCCAGUUCAUAAAGCUAAACAAUAUUUCAUCGACAUGGGAUAUGAACCAUUGAAUCGUCAAUCCACUACAGAGUUUUUAACUUCAGUUACUGAUCCUCUUGGUCGUUUUGCUAGAGAAGGUUAUGAGCAUAAGGUGCCUCACACACCUGCUGAAUUUGAAGAAUAUUGGUUGAAUUCACCAGAAUACAAAGUCUUGCAAACCUCAAUUGCUCAAUACAAAUCUACUGCUAGUGCUGACGAAACCAAAAGAUUGUUCAAAGAAUCAUUGGCCCAUGAAAAAGCCAAAUAUUCUAAAAAGAACUCUCAUUAUACAAUCAGUUAUCCUGCUCAAUUGAAGUUGUUAACAAAACGUGGAUAUCAAAGAAUUAUUGGUGAUAAAGCUUUUACUACAAUUCAAAUCUCAAUGUCCAUUAUUAUCUCAUUGGUUCUUGGUUCAAUGUUUUAUGAUUCUCCUGAUUCAACAGCUGGUGCUUUUUCAAGAGGUGGUGUUAUUUUCUUUAGUUUGAUCUUCUUUGUGUUUUUAGCUAGUGCUGAAAUCAUUAUUUCAUUUCAAAACCGUCCAAUCAUCCAAAGACAUAGAUCUUAUUCGUUCUACAGUCCCAGCGCUGAAGCCAUUGCUGAUUUGCUCACAGAUUUCCCUUUGAAGAUGGUUACAAUCAUUGUUUUCACAAUCAUUUCAUAUUUCCUCGCUGGAUUAAAGAGUGAUGCUGGUGCUUUCUUCAACUUUUUAUUGUUCUUCCUACUCACUGUCUUCAUUGCCAAAGUUAUGUUCAAUGUGGUUGCCACAAUUUCACCAACUGCAUCAUUGGCUAAUUCUGUUGGUGGUGUUUUGUUAUUGGCCAUUGCUUUGUACUCUUCAUUUAUGAUUCAAAUUCCUUCCAUGCAUCCUUGGUUUGUUUGGAUUGCUUAUAUUAAUCCUGCCAUGUAUGGUUUUGAAUCAAUGGCACUUGGUGAGUUCCAUGGGAGAAAAAUGGAAUGUUCUCCCGAAUAUUUGAUUCCAUCUGGUCCAGGUUAUGAAAAUGUUGAUAGUGCUAAUCAAGUUUGUGCAUUCGUUGGUUCUGAACCAGGCCAACCAUGGGUUAGUGGUGAUCGCUAUUUGGAUAUUUCAUUCGAAUAUACUUAUGGUCAUAAUUGGAGAAAUCUUGGUAUUUUGAUUGGAUUUGCUUUGUUCUUUACUGUUUGUUUAUCUGUCUUUGCUGAUUUGAUGAAAUUUGGAGAAGGUAGUGGUGAUAGAUUGUUGUUUAAGAAAGGUAAACUACCUGAUGAGUUUGUCAGAUCAUCAAGCUCAAGUACUGAUGAAGAAGCUGGUCCAGUUGAUGAUAACUUGGUUCGUACUAGAAGCACUAAGAAGAACUUCUUGAAAGAUGAAGAUUUAAGUACUGCUGAUAUUUUCAGUUGGAAAAACUUGGAUUACACUAUUAAGACUAAAGAUGGGAACUUGAGAAAAUUAUUGGAUAAUGUCCAAGGUUAUAUUAAACCAGGUCAAUUAGUUGCUUUGAUGGGUGAAUCAGGUGCUGGUAAAACCACCUUGUUGAAUGUGUUGUCUCAAAGAAUUGAUAUGGGUGUUAUCACUGGUGACAUGCUGGUUAAUGGUGCUCCAAUUGAUAGUACUUUCAAGAAGAGAACUGGUUAUGUUCAACAACAAGAUUUACAUCUUGAUGAAUUGACUGUCAGAGAAUCAUUAGUGUUUGCAGCUAGAAUGAGAAGACCAGCUAAUGUUCCAGAUGCUGAGAAGUUAGACUAUGUUGAAAAGAUUAUCAAAAUCUUGGAUAUGGAAUUGUACGCAGAUGCUAUUGUUGGUCAGAUUGGUGAUGGUUUGAAUGUUGAACAACGUAAGAAGUUAUCUAUUGGUGUUGAAUUAGUUGCUAAACCAUCAUUGUUGUUGUUUUUGGAUGAGCCUAGUUCAGGCUUGGACUCACAAUCAUCUUGGGCAGUUGUUCAAGUGUUGAGACAUCUUGCAGAAGCUGGACAAGCUAUCUUGUGUACUAUCCAUCAACCUUCAGCUACAUUGUUUGAACAAUUUGAUAGAUUAUUGUUGUUGAAGAAAGGUGGUCAAACAGUUUAUUUUGGUGAUAUUGGUGAGAGAUCUAGAACUUUGUUAAAUUACUUUGAAAGAAAUGGUGGAAGACCAUGUGGUGAAUUGGAAAACCCUGCUGAGUAUAUUUUGGAAUCUAUUGGUGCCGGUGCUACAGCUGUUGUUAAUGAAGACUGGCAUGAGAAAUGGGAAAACUCACCAGAGUAUAUCCAAGCUUCCACUGAAAUUGAUGAGAUUAACAAAGAAGGUUUACGUUUAACUGCUACUACUACUGUUACUGCUUCAGAAGAUAAGUACUUACAUUCAACUUAUGCUACUUCUUGGUUUUCUCAAGUUAAACAUGUUUAUUUUAGAACAAAUUUGCAAUUUUAUCGUGAUCCAACUUAUAUGUUUGCCAAAAUUGGGCUAUACACUUUAGGUGGUUUGUUUAUUGGUUUUACAUUUUGGGGAUUAAAGCACUCCAUCAUUGGUAAUCAAAAUGCUCUUUUCGUUGCAUUUUUAGCUGUUAUCAUUUCCAACCCAUUGUUGAAUCAAAUCCAAGAAAGAUCUAUGAAAUCAAGAGUUGUUUAUGAGGCUAGAGAAAGAAUGAGUAAUACCUUCCAUUGGACUGCUUUAAUGGUGUCACAAAUUUUGACUGAAAUUCCAUACAACUUUUUUGGUUCAACCAUUUACUUUUUGUGCUCAUAUUUCCCAUUAAGAAUAUAUCAAAAUUCAACAUUGACAGGAAAGUUCUAUUUCAUGGUUUCAAUCAUCUAUCAAAUUUAUAUUUGUACAUUUGCCAUUGGUAUUUAUUAUGUUUCUCCAGAUUUACCAUCAGCUGGAUUAUUGGGAUCUGUUGUCACUGUCUUCAUGUUUGCCUUUGCUGGUGUUUUACAACCUUAUUCAAAUCUUCCAGGAUUCUGGCGUUUUAUGUACAGGGUUUCACCUAUCACUUAUGUUGUUGAAAGUUUAUCAUCCACUUUGCUUCACGGAAGAGAAAUCCAUUGUUCCAAGAGUGAACUAGCUUAUUUUGAUCCUCCAUCCGGUCAAACUUGUGGUGAAUAUGUUUCUGAUUACAUUUCUGCUCGUGGUGGUUAUUUGGUUGAUCCUUCUGCUACUUCAGACUGUGGUUACUGUUCUUAUUCUGAUGCUGAUACAUAUAUUGGUAGUACUAGAAUGAUGAAGUAUAGUCAUUACUGGAGAAACUUUGGUCUUUUCUGGGUUUAUAUCCUCUUUAAUGUUGUUUCAAUGAUGGCGUUGUACUGGUUGGCUAAGGACGCUAAGUUUUCUACUCCAAAGCUAUUUCAAAAGAAACCAAAAGCUGAAAAGGAGCCAAAAGUUGAACAAAGCGAUCUUGCUUGA
This is a messenger RNA of Hansenula anomala, 4443 nucleotides long. RefSeq lists its product as uncharacterized. The transcript has a single exon. Lineage: Eukaryota; Fungi; Ascomycota; Saccharomycetes; Phaffomycetales; Wickerhamomycetaceae. Bases 1 to 4443 code for a protein of 1480 amino acids. Gene Ontology annotation, cellular component: membrane. The record is from RefSeq and is a predicted model, not a curated record. Gene Ontology annotation, molecular function: ATP binding; ATP hydrolysis activity; ABC-type transporter activity. Gene Ontology annotation, biological process: transmembrane transport.